This is a messenger RNA of Teleopsis dalmanni, 1107 nucleotides long. RefSeq lists its product as uncharacterized. Lineage: Eukaryota; Metazoa; Arthropoda; Insecta; Diptera; Diopsidae. The coding region runs from base 99 to 1064 and encodes 321 amino acids. The transcript is spliced from 2 exons. The record is from RefSeq and is a predicted model, not a curated record.
AAGAAUGUUUCACAUAAAUUUGGUGUGACUCUAAAUAUUCUUUAAUAUAAAAACAAAAUUUGGCAUAUAAGUAAAUAUUCUUCAGACUGUCAAAAAAGAUGGGGAUUAAUAGCGCUUACUUAUUACAUAUAAUGACUGAAAUAGGUGCUCCAGCAACCCCCGUCAAAAUCGCGAAGCGUAUAGCUGGAAAGCUAUGGAAUAAAAUCAAUACCAGAAAACUAUUAGAAGAUGUGAUGUUGGCGUUGACGAGAGGCAUUAUAUUUAAAUAUAUUAAAACAUGCAAUGGGUACUAUUACAACUUAGACGAUACGAGAAAAUUAAUGCAAUAUUUAGAAGAUGAAAAGAGGAACCAACACAAGGUUAAACGUUUUGCGAAGAAGCGUAAAUGUGGCGAAAUGUCUAGUGAAUCAUAUAGAUCUGAAUUUUCGUCGCCUUCUCCAGUAAAAAAAUGUAGACGUGAAUAUAGUGCCACAACAGUGCUUGGGAAUAGUUCUCUGAGAAUCUCUGAACAAAGUACAAAUCUCACCUCUUCAUACAGUUUGAACAUUAUUGCUUGUAAGAAAAAGAAGUCUACUUGUGGUGCUAAAGUCUUGACUGCUGAGAUGGCUAAAACAAAUUUCGCUUACAAGUUCGAUUAUCAGUUGUGUAAGAACUGCCAUAAAAUAUUGAAAGAAAGCGUUGAAGAUCCAUGUACUUCUAUUUCUAAUAGAACUGGCACUGACAGUGAUUCUGAUUAUUCUGUUUCUGCCAAAAAUAAUGUCGAUGGGCCCAGCGAUAAUUAUGCAUUGUUUCAAAAAAUUUCCAGCAGAAAUGUUUGUAAGAAAAAUCAAGGCUAUAUGACAUUGUCAGAAAAAUCUACUGAUCUUGACGGCAAACUCCGACAAACUAAUAAUUUGGAUCAGAGCACGAUAAAUUCACGCUGUGAUCCAAGUGAACCUGAUAGUAUUAAAUCUAAAUCGGAAAAUAAUGACAAAAUAUGGUUUGAUGAUGAAAUAUGUCAACGAUGCUGGCUUGAAAUCUAUCAAUGCGAAGAGCAUAGUGAUCUAUCUGAUUGCGAAGAAUAAACUAUAGCUAUUUUAGAUAUUAUCUAAAUUUAUUAGUAUAAAA